Messenger RNA from Priapulus caudatus, 432 nucleotides. RefSeq names its product methionine--tRNA ligase, mitochondrial-like. The transcript is spliced from 5 exons. The record is from RefSeq and is a predicted model, not a curated record. The coding region runs from base 43 to 432 and encodes 129 amino acids. Gene Ontology annotation, biological process: methionyl-tRNA aminoacylation. Gene Ontology annotation, molecular function: ATP binding; methionine-tRNA ligase activity. Lineage: Eukaryota; Metazoa; Priapulida; Priapulimorpha; Priapulimorphida; Priapulidae.
UCCGGAACAAGUGACCCCAGUAUUGGUGAUUGGAAAGAAAUAAUGAAGUUCUCGACUUCUUCGAUCAUCCUUCGCCGACUCAGUAGGUCAUUGCGGAGCAAGUACAUAUGCAGACAACUGACAAACCAAGAAGCUUUGCUUGCGAAACCGACAGAUUCUUUUUUCAUUACGACCCCAAUAUUUUAUGUGAAUGCAGCGCCUCAUAUUGGGCAUCUAUACACUGCAUUGAUAGCAGAUGCAGCCCACAGAUGGCAGUUGUUCCUCGGAUGUCCAGCAACCAUCUUUGCCACUGGAACUGAUGAGCAUGGUCUCAAGGUUCAGCAAGCUGCAGCGAUGGCACAAAUGGAUCCUCUGGAUUAUUGUUCACAAGUUUCAGAUAAGUUUCGAGAUCUUUUCAGAAAACUGGUUGUUGAGACAUUGACGCUUACAUAG